GUCAAGGAAAGGUAUAUCCACAGUAUUGAUAAGUUAUCUUCUUAGUUCAGUUUGAAAUGUCAUUUGCUCCAAUUUGAAGUUCUGUUGCUGUUAGUAAGAUAAUUUUAAAGAAAAACAAUGUCACAGAGGGCUAAAGUCAUCGAUCUGUACAAAACUCUGCUUCACCUUGGAAAGGACUGGCCCCAGGGAUCGGACUUCUUUAAGUCCAGGCUGAAGAAAGCCUUCAUGAAGAACCGAGACGUAUCGGACCCAGAGAAGGUCGAGGCGCUCAUCAAGCACGGAGAGUUUGUAAAGAAAGAAAUUGAGACGCUCUACAUGCUUAAGAAGUACAGGACGAUGAAAAGGCGUUACAGCAAUAGUGAUGUUUAGUCUACUUAGGGUAGUCAGGAAAAGUCAACAUACACAUGAUGAUUGUCAUGAAACCGAUUUCCUAACCAUGCAAGAAAUGAGCAAAAGUAAAUUUCAACUGUCAGUAUAUUGAAACAUUUAGCAUUCCAUGUGAUAACAGUACUAUUAAAGACAACGUUACAGAAUGUUGAACAGACAUAAGGUACUAAUUAAUUUUUACUAGAGGGUGCAAUUACAUUCAACAAUAAAAAAAUAACGCUUCGACAAAUCAAACCAGCGAGGAUAUACAGAUCGAAAAUGACCAGUAAUGACCAAAUUUGAGUUUUUAAGUUGCUUACAUUUCGUGGCUUUGUAGUAUGCUCAGCCGACUGAAUUGUGGUUUGCUCUGGGUUAAAACUUAAAAUUGAGUUACAUUGAGUAAAGCCAUCUUUGUACCUAGGUGAAUUUUAUAUUCUUUCUUAAUUUUCCUUUCCUUCUUAUGCCAUCUGUCUCAUACAAAGUUUAAUUGUUAGUGAUAUCCAGUUUAAAAAACGCUAAAUGACUCAAAAAAGCAUAUCUUGAAGGGUUUUCUGGGUAGAAACUUUUAACCUUCACCCCUAUAAUUUUGUUGUUUGUUAUACUUACUUUAAGUAAACUUUGUUUCAAUUUAAACCAGAAUUAAUUCAAUAUUAACAGUAAGGAAAUACUUGUGAUAACUAGUGCGUUUUGUUAUCAUAGAUAGAAAAAAGUUUGCCAAUGUUUAAUGAUUUGUCUUCUUUUCAUAUUAUCUAUGAAGUUUUCACAGGAGGAAAGUUUGUAAAGCUAAAUACCAUAGCUUAAUAUAACAAUAUUAUUUUUUUAAUUAGAAUUUGUGUAAAAUAAAUUUAAUAUUGAAAUAUUUUUAUAGAUGUAUGUGGACUUUUUUACUUGUUGUACAUCCAUUUCCAUU
Molecule: messenger RNA, 1276 nt
Organism: Cimex lectularius (bed bug)
Lineage: Eukaryota; Metazoa; Arthropoda; Insecta; Hemiptera; Cimicidae
Gene: osi
Product: electron transfer flavoprotein regulatory factor 1
Exons: 2
Coding region: 118-369 (83 amino acids)
Biological process (GO): respiratory electron transport chain
Cellular component (GO): mitochondrion
Source: RefSeq, a predicted model, not a curated record